Molecule: messenger RNA, 1935 nt
Organism: Rana temporaria (common frog)
Lineage: Eukaryota; Metazoa; Chordata; Amphibia; Anura; Ranidae
Gene: LDLRAD3
Product: low density lipoprotein receptor class A domain containing 3
Exons: 6
Coding region: 158-1183 (341 amino acids)
Biological process (GO): receptor-mediated endocytosis
Cellular component (GO): plasma membrane
Molecular function (GO): protein binding
Source: RefSeq, a predicted model, not a curated record
CGGAGCUCGGCGCGCAUGCCCGGUACUGGCACGGAGUCUCCGGGUCACACACACAUAUAGAAGGGGGGGAUGAGGUGUCCCGGGUGCUUGCAGUGAUCGGAGAAGGCUGUGGCCGGGCACGGUGACCCGGAUCGGGGCUGUGGCGGUGCUCCGGGAUAUGUGGCUCCUCUACCUCCUGCUGGGCUGUGUGGAUGGUCAGCUGUUACCUGGCAAUAACCAGACGACAGAAUGUAACAUGCCCGGGAACUUCAUGUGUAACGAUGGGGUGUGCAUACCAGGCGGAUGGGAGUGUGACGGGCUGACUGACUGCUCUGAUGGCAGCGAUGAAGAGGAAUGUCCUAAAGCCAAUUCAAAGUGUGGUCCGACGUUCUUCCCAUGUGCCAGUGGAGUGCACUGCAUCAUCGGACGCUUCCAGUGCAAUGGACUUGAGGACUGUCCGGACGGCAGCGACGAGGAGAACUGCACUGCUCACCCGCUGCUCUGCUCUACGUCUCGCUUCCACUGCAGGAACAAGCUGUGUAUAGACAAGAGCUUCGUCUGCGACGGGGAGAAUAACUGCAAGGACAAUAGUGAUGAGGAGAACUGUCCGAGCUCACAAGAUGGCGGCAGUAAGAAGGAGUUUGUGUCCUCGGAAAGUCACCUUCUAUAUUACCCGAGUAUCACGUACACCAUCAUCGGCAGCUCCGUCAUCUUCGUGCUGGUGGUGGCGCUGCUGGCUCUGAUCUUGCACCAUCAAAGGAAACGUACGAACCUGAUGAGUCUUCCGGUGCACCGGCUGCAGCACCCGCUCCUGCUCUCCAGACUGGUGGUGCUGGACCACCCGCACAACUGCAGAGUCACCUACAACGUCAACAACGGGGUGCAGUACAUGUCGGGCGAGGGGUACCAGCCGCCAGUCAGCAUCGAGUCUCCGCCAUCCUACAGCGAGGCCGUGCUGGACCACAACUCCCCUCCGCCUUGGUUCUCUCUGCCGCCUCCUCCGUAUCCCUCCGACAUGGAAUCUUACAGCCAGACGGAGCUGCCUCCAUACCGGUCCCGGACAGGCAGCGUCAACAGCGCCGGUUCCACAGGAAACACUCUGGACAAUGCAAGCAGCACUUGGGAUUCCGCCAGCCCCGCCGAAGCACCGGAACCGGUCCAAACAGCCGGAGAGACUCAACUGAGCACAGUGCUGGAGGUCUAAGUUACUGAAGAGACUCUGUCCGGUUAAGUUUACACAGGCGUCACGGGGAGACGGGUGUCCGUUCCUGAUGCUAGCAGAGGGCUUCCUGAACUCGGAGGGUGUAUUGAGACGCAUAAUACAGGUUACACACACAAGUGCUCAGUAAAGAGUCUGCUUCACCGUUGGGGAAGAGCAUCCGCCGCACGCGACAGAUUUCGCCCCUUUGGUACCCAUUUUUGUUGGCGACUCUCCCAGCGCCCAACCUUCGACUGUCAUGGGUUGGUCUGUGGUAUCUUGUUACCAGCAAAUAUUCCUCAUAUUUUUUAUAGAAUCCAGAUGUAUAUUUUUUUAGAUUUCUUUUUUUUUCUUCUUUUGUAUUUGAUAUAUAUUUUCUUUUCCUUUUUUUUUUGCUACCACAUAUUCUUUGUGAAGCAAUAAGGCACUUAAAUAGUAGGGAAGAUGAUCAACGUUCCCCUCCUGUCUAUCAACUGCUUAGUUUGGAUAGCUGCAAAUUAAAUGUAGAAAAUUCCAUUCCAGGCCAGUUCUACAUACAGGGAUUUUAGAAGGCCACAUUUACAACUUUUUGUAAUUUUUAUUUUUUCCCCACCUUGUUAUGCAUCUUUGCAUAAACGCACAUGCAGUAAAACUCAAGGCAGGUUAGUAAAAAGAAAAAAAACACCAAGUCAUGCAAAAGUGCAUUCAUAUAAAAGCAGCCAAUGUACCGUAUUUAUCAUGGUAUAGCGCGCACCCCUAAACUUGCCCCGAAUUCCUGU